GGGACUACAAGCGCCUGCCACCACACCUGGCUAAUUUUUGUAUUUUUUGUAGAGACAGGGUUUUGCCAUGUAGGCCAGGCUGGUCUCAAACUCCUGGCCUCAAGUGAUCCACCUGCCUUGGCCUCCCAAAGUGCUGAGAUUACAGGCAUGAAGGACUGUGCCUCGCCCCCCAUCUUUUUUUUUUUUAAGGUAGAGUCUUGAUCCGUCACUAGUUUUCAAUCAGGGUAACACAGGGGCUCUCAAUAGGGUGUGGAACUCUGCUAGAAAAAUCACAUUAUGAGAACAGUUAUUAUGUGAUCACCUGUUGGAAAAUGAAUAACAUAAAAUAAUUACAUUUAGGAAACAAAGUGGAAAAAACUGCCACAAACUCAACCAUGGUCGUCCCUGGGGGCCCAGACUCCGGGGAUUUUAACUUCCCUCAUCCUGUGUAUUUCUCUAAUGUUUAAAUGUUUAACGAUACUCUUAUAAUGCUUUGGCAAUUCAAAUGACAGAUGAAGCAAAAAUGUUUUCAAAGACAGUGGGUAUCCAUCCACCAUCCUCUCCAAACUUCCAAAACAACCGGGAUGUGCCAUGACCAGGAAGUAUUUAUGCAGCAUAAAGGAUUUUGUCCUGAGCGCAUACCAUUAAUUAUUAAAGAGAGGCUGUCAGUCCCAUCAGAUGAGUUUAAUGUUUACUUUGAAGAUUGAAAAGCUAACGCGUUCAGUCCUUCACUUUGCACACUGUCGGCUAAGGUACUCGUUUAAAAAAGAGGAAACGAAGGGGAAAUGGUGUGAUUUGUAUUGUUUUCUUGACAUACCUGAAAUACUUUUACUACUACUGACAGCUCCACUGCUUUCCUCAUUUUCCAGCUUAGGAAAAUCGAUUGCUGUUAUGAUAAAUCCUGAUCCAGUGAGAAAGGGAGACAGAGCAAGAUGUAAAAUGAAAGAUAAAUGCAGAAAGCUGACAGCCUGGCUGGGGAGAGGAGGCCAUGGGAGGGAAGGAGGGGGAGGGAAGGAAUACAGAGGUGGCUUCCUGGAAGAGGUGCCCAAGCAGGCCUGGAAGAGGUCGGUUUGGGAACUGGGAGAGUGCAGGGGAGGGCAUCUCUGAUGGAGAAGCAGCAGCCAGUGGGCAGGAGCUGCAGGGAGCCAGCCUGCAAGUGGGCCUGCCUCCUGUAACCCUGAGGCUGGGUUGGGGUCCCCACCCUGGCUGUGGCCCUGGCCUCUGGGGAGGUGCUGGCCAGAACUGGGUGGCAGGCCCAACCUACUCAGACCCUGGACUCUGCCCAGGGUUUUCUGCGGAAGUGACAAGGCAGGUCAGAGCAAAAGCAGGUUGGACCCAGCUUGUCCCCACAGAGACGUGUGCUUCCCUCUGUCUCUGAGAGCGACCUGUUAACCACGAAUACUUGGAAGGUCUGGCCCAUGGAGAACUACCCCUCAAGACGAAGAGAGUCCAUCUCUCUCACACCUGUGGCCCAGGGGCUGGAGAACAUGGGAGCUGAGUUCUUGGAAAGCCUGGAGGAAGGCCAGCUCCCUAGAAGCAACUCGGAGAUGAGAGGCAGCCGGAGCGAGGCGGGGCCAAAGACCUUCUCCAGAUGGAGGAAGCUGCAGCCAGCCCUGAGAGCCCGAAGCUUCUGCAGGAAGCACACACAGCUGUUUCGAUGGAUCGGCACAGGCCUGCUCUGCACUGGUUUCGCCGGCUUCCUGCUGGUGGCCUGCCUCCUGGAUUUCCAGCGGGCCCUGGCUCUGUUUGUCCUCACCUGUGUGGUCCUUGUCUUCCUGGGCCACCAACUGCUGAAACGGCUUCUGGGGCCAAAGCUGAGGAGGUUUCUCAAGCCUCAGGGCCAUCCCCGCCUGCGGCUCUGGUUUAAGAGGGCCCUAGCGCUUGCUGCUUUCCUGGGCCUGGUCCUGUGGCUGUCUCUGGACACCUCCCAGCGGCCGGAGCAACUGGUGUCCUUUGCAGGAAUCUGCGUGUUCAUCGUCCUCCUCUUUGCCUGCUCAAAGCAUCAUUGCGCGGUGUCCUGGCGAGCCGUGUCUUGGGGACUUGGACUGCAGUUUGUACUGGGACUCCUCGUCAUCAGAACAGAACCAGGAUUCAUUGCAUUCCAGUGGCUGGGCGAGCAGAUCCGGACCUUCCUGAGCUACACAGAGGCCGGCUCCAGCUUCGUGUUUGGGGACGUGCUGGUCAAGGAUGUCUUUGCCUUUCAGAUUCUGCCCAUCAUCAUCUUCUUCAGCUGUGUCAUAUCAGUUCUCUACCACGUGGGCCUUAUGCAGUGGGUGAUCCUGAAGAUUGCCUGGCUGAUGCAAGUCACCAUGGGCACCACAGCCACUGAGACCCUGAGUGUGGCUGGAAACAUCUUUGUGAGUCAGACCGAGGCUCCGUUACUGAUCCGGCCCUAUUUGGCAGACAUGACACUCUCUGAAAUCCAUGUUGUCAUGACCGGAGGCUACGCCACCAUUGCGGGCAGCCUGCUGGGCGCUUACAUCUCCUUUGGGAUCGACGCCACCUCGCUGAUCGCAGCCUCCGUGAUGGCUGCCCCUUGUGCUUUAGCCCUCUCCAAGCUGGUCUACCCGGAGGUGGAGGAGUCCAAGUUUGUGAGGGAGGAAGUGAAACUGACCUAUGGAGAUGCUCAGAACCUCAUAGAAGCAGCCAGCACUGGGGCCGCCAUCUCUGUGAAGGUGGUUGCCAACAUCGCUGCCAACCUGAUUGCGUUCCUGGCUGUGCUGGCCUUCAUCAAUGCUGCCCUCUUCUGGCUGGGAGACAUGGUGGACAUCCAGGGGCUCAGCUUCCAGCUCAUCUGCUCCUACAUCCUGCGGCCUGUAGCCUUCUUGAUGGGUGUGGCCUGGGAGGACUGCCCAGUGGUAGCUGAGCUGCUGGGGAUCAAGCUGUUUCUGAACGAGUUUGUGGCCUAUCAAGAACUCUCCAAGUACAAGCAACGCCGCCUGGCAGGAGUCGAGGAGUGGGUCGGCGCCAGGAAACAGUGGAUCUCCGUUAGAGCUGAAGUCCUGACGACAUUUGCCCUCUGUGGAUUUGCCAAUUUCAGCUCCAUUGGGAUCAUGCUGGGAGGCUUGACCUCCAUGGUCCCCCAACGGAAGAGCGACUUCUCCCAGAUUGUGCUCCGGGCGCUCUUCACGGGGGCCUGUGUGUCCCUGGUGAAUGCCUGCAUGGCAGGUGAGUGCAGGCCUGGCAGGCUCAGAAUGUGGAACCCUGAUUUUCUGGUUAGCCCAGAGGCCCUGCCCACCCACCGCUUUCCCACCACAGGCAUCCUCUACGUGCCCAGGGGGGCUGAAGUCAACUGCAUGUCCCUCCUGAACAUGACCCUCAGCAGCAGUAGUUUUGAGGUAUAUCAGUGCUGCCGCGAUGCCUUCCAGAGCAUCAACCCAGAGUUCAGCCCAGAGGCCCUGCAGAACUGCUGCCGGUUUUACAACCACACGAUCUGUGCCUAGUGAGGACAGAACCUGUUUGUGCUUCUGACCUUCCCUUUCCCAGGGCCCUCCUCAGGGAAGCCUUGAGACUCAGCCCUUGCUCAAUCCCACAACUGGGAAGGGGUCAUGGAGUGAGGAUGCAGAGAGUGAGUGGGGACAUCAGGAAGGACAUGUCCUACUGCACCUCCUUCCUCCUCCCCCCUUUUCUACCUCCCCCAGUGCGAAUUCUCAGGGUUACCUCUGCCUUCUCCCCCUUCCCCUCCACAUCUGAGCGGCACCCUGGUCCUCUCUCCCCCGCUCUCCUGGGGUCCCUCACAUACCCCUUCCUUUCUGUUGUGGGCGCACACCAAAGCCUCCUCCCCUCCCCACCUGGGCACCAGGAUCUCUCUGUGGCUUCCCCUGCCAGGUGGUGUCGCCCCUUUCUCUGCUUUCAGAGACUCCCUUCCCAGCUUCCCAAACUGAGGUCCCAUGGUACACUCCCGAGAGGCAUUCAGAGGGUUCUGUGAUCCACUAGAUUUGGAAACACUGGGUCAAAUAAACUUAGAGUAAGCUAUUUGAA
Molecule: messenger RNA, 3960 nt
Organism: Callithrix jacchus (white-tufted-ear marmoset)
Lineage: Eukaryota; Metazoa; Chordata; Mammalia; Primates; Cebidae
Gene: SLC28A1
Product: solute carrier family 28 member 1
Biological process (GO): cytidine transport; uridine transmembrane transport; pyrimidine nucleobase transport
Cellular component (GO): plasma membrane
Molecular function (GO): pyrimidine- and adenosine-specific:sodium symporter activity
Source: RefSeq, a predicted model, not a curated record